This is a messenger RNA of Parnassius mnemosyne (clouded apollo), 1062 nucleotides long. The record is from the annotation of a GenBank genome assembly. NCBI's taxonomy places the organism in Eukaryota, Metazoa, Arthropoda, Insecta, Lepidoptera, Papilionidae.
AUGAGUGUUCUUAUCACUAAUGAAGAAUUUAGUAUACUUGAUCACCAGAAUUAUAUAUCUAAAAUGUUUAACAAAGUACAUACAUCAAGCGAGCAUAAAUCUUUCAAUAUUAAAUCAAGUAUCUUUUCAAUAUCGGAUGACAAUUCUUGCGCACUAAAAACUCAUGCUUCUAGGAAACGAAAAAAAUUGGAUGUUAUUCAUGAGGCGUCUUUUGUACGUGCCAAGCUUGAAAAGGUUUUAUUAAAAAUGCCUCCAGAAAUAUUCAAUCAUUUACGAUGUAACUACAACUUGCUAAGUACAACCUCAGUUCGAAAUAUAGCAAAGGAUUUAUUUGAAACUACUGCAUUUUCACACAACGGUAUAUUAGGAGGCAAUGAUUCUAAUUUUCCUUUGAAAUGUAAAGUAAAUAAUGAUUACUUUCUCUUACCUCGUAAGUCACGGUUUUUUUGUGGGGAUGUGAUAGAGCAGUGUAAAAAAUUGGAUGGAAAAAAGUUUGACAUUGUGAUAGCUGAUCCUCCAUGGUGGAAUAAAUAUAUAAGAAGACUAAAAGCUGCAAAUAGUAAGCUAAGUUAUUCGAUGAUGUACAAUGAGGAAAUUGCAUUAAUACCUGUAAAAAAUCUCCUUGCUGAUAACUGCCUUGUUGCAGUUUGGUGUACAAAUUCACCAAGCAAUGUGACUGCUGUGAAAGACCUAAUAUUUCCUAAUUGGGGAGUUGAGUAUGUAACAACUUGGUACUGGCUAAAAGUGACAACAGGCUUUAAACCAGUUUGUGAAUUUGGAUCCGGGAGCAAGAAGCAACCAUAUGAGAGGAUAAUAUUUGGAAAAGUUGGUGAAGUUGGACAUAUUCCAAAAGAACAUUUAAUCAUAAGUGUACCGAGUGCUUUACAUUCACAUAAGCCACCAUUGUUGGAUGUUUUACAACCUUAUGUGAUAGCUGAAGAUCCUCAAGCAUUGGAGCUGUUUGCUAGAUAUUUAUUACCAAAUACAACUAGUGUGGGUUAUGAACCUUUAAAGUGGCAACAUAUCUCACUAUAUGAAAGUCUUGAAGAGACUUUAUGUUAA